GCAGCGGAGAGGGGCGACCCUCCGCGAGCGUUGUGUGUGUGUGUCUGUGUGCGCGCGCGCGCGGCGCUCUCCGGUCAGGAUGCAGCGGGUUCUCCUUCCGCCCUUGAAGACUUUGGUCCGGGGUCCGUGUGUCCAGCUCUUGGUUCCUAGGGCGGCCCCGAGAGCACAGUGUGGUUGCAGCUGUGGCAUCAGGCGCCCUCUGAGGCCAGGGCAAUAUAGCACCAUCACUGAAGUGGCUUUACAGCCUGGAAAGGGUACAGUGCCUCUUCCUUCAAAGACUGCUGAGCGGGCAGUGGGCCGGUGGCUCCUGGUGUGCAGUGGAACAGUGGCUGGAGCAGUUAUUCUUGGUGGAAUAACUAGAUUGACAGAGUCUGGCCUCUCAAUGGUAGACUGGCAUUUAAUAAAGGAGAUGAAGCCACCUACAAGCCAAGAAGAAUGGGAAGCAGAAUUCCAAAAAUACCAACAAUUUCCAGAAUUUAAAAUCUUGAAUCACGAUAUGACCUUGGCAGAAUUCAAGUUCAUCUGGUACAUGGAGUACUCACACCGGAUGUGGGGUCGAGUUGUAGGCCUUGCAUACAUCCUGCCUGCUGCCUACUUUUGGAGAAAGGGCUGGCUCAGCCAUGGCAUGAAAGGACGUGUUCUUGCCCUCUGUAGCCUAGUCUGCUUCCAGGGUCUGUUAGGGUGGUACAUGGUGAAAAGUGGAUUAGAAGAAAAGCCAGAUUCUUAUGACAUCCCUCGGGUCAGUCAGUACCGCCUUGCUGCCCAUCUGGGAUCAGCCCUGGUUCUUUAUUGUGCUAGCUUGUGGACCUCACUGUCACUGCUACUCCCUAAGCACAAGUUGCCUGAAACCCGCCAGCUCAUGUGGUUGAGACGCUUUGCUGGUGGAACAGCAGGUCUGGUGUUUCUUACAGCUCUCUCAGGGGCUUUUGUGGCAGGGCUGGAUGCUGGACUUGUUUACAACUCCUUCCCCAAAAUGGGAGAAUCUUGGGUUCCAGAAGACCUCUUUACCUUCUCCCCCAUCCUGAGGAAUGUUUUUGAGAAUCCCACCAUGGUUCAGUUUGAUCAUCGGGUUCUGGGAAUCACUUCCGUCACUGCCAUUACAGUGCUGUACUUCCUCUCCCGAAGAAUCCCCCUUCCUCGAAGGACCAAGACGGCAGCGAUGACCCUGCUGGCUUUAGCAUAUACACAGGCAGCCUUGGGAAUUAGCACUCUGCUGAUGUACGUUCCAACUCCUUUGGCUGCCACUCACCAGUCAGGCUCCCUGGCUUUGCUUAGUGGUGCCCUUUGGCUCAUGAACGAACUCAGAAGAGUCCCAAAAUAAUUCUCAGAAGAUCAGCUUCCCAAGACUGAAACUGCUUCAAGACACUUAAGAGAGCUCAAGGACUUGGCCUUUUCUACAGUGACCUUGGCAUGCCAAGUGGUUUCCAAAUUGGUCAACUUAUUUAGAACUCUGCCUGUUUUGGUCACUGGAUCAAGAAUGUUAUUAAGUAUGGUUACACUGAAGGUUCCUUUCUAUUAUCUAUUUUUUAUGUUGACAAUCAGGUUUCAUGUGUAAAAAGAAAUGUUUGGUAUUUGCUGCUGCUUAAUAGGCUGUGCUUUGGUGUUUUUAAUAUUAGUAAGAUCUUGGUUAUAUGUAUGACUUCUGUGUCCUUGUGCUCCCAAGUACUGUCCACUGACUAGCUGUGGACAAUGACAGACUAGCCAAACUAGCCAGUAAGCUGACUGAGUGCUGGCCUCUUGCUAACUUCUAGCAUCCUCAGAUCUAGAUUUUUAAAAAUCUAGAUUUAUUAACUGUUGGCAACUCAGUUUUUUUCAUGUUCUGCACACUUAGCAUGUAUAGUAGCCAUAUAUGAUCUGAGGUUUCCCGUUUGCCAUUUUUAAGCUAGAUGGUAUCAUUUCCCUUUCCACUGCAAUAUAGUGUGCCCUCUAUUAUACCAUUUUCAGAUGUUCUUAGCACUUUUUUUUGAUUUUUCAGAAAUUCCAGACCCUGGUAGGUAGGUUGAGGCCUAGAAGCAGGUCCCAACUUGUCUCAUACUAGGAUCCUUUUUUUUUUUUUUUUUUAAAUCAUAUUGCCUAGUUCAGCACUAGUAGCCACAUCUGUAAUCCCAGCUACUUAGGAGACUGAGCUUUGAGGAUCACAGUUCAGUCUGAAACCGUAUUUGGCAGACAAAUCUCCAAUUAACCAGCAAAAUGUUAAAAGUGGAGGUAUGGCUCAAGUGGUAGAAUGCCAGCCUUGAAAGAAAAAAAAACAAGGGAGAUUGCAAGGCCCUGCAUUAAAGUUCCAUUACCAGCACAGGAGAAAACAAAACCUAGAGGCCCCACACCAAUGAAAUCCCAAACUCUGGGAGCAGUGGUAUGCUAGUUUGGCUAGUUUUUACAUUCCCCACGUGAUUCCAGUGGGCAUAUAAUUUCUGGCCAAGCUUAUUCUCAUUCCUUUCAAACUUCCUCACACCCUCCCUAUCUCAUUUAAUAUGCUGUGUGAUCUUGUUUGUAUGACAACUGGAUAUUAUCUCCUUUAGCUAGUAGAAUUCUUCAAAGGAAAGGAACUGCAGUCAUCUGACAGGUUCCAACACUGUCAUCUCCAGAUUGUAGUCAAUCCUUAGCUAAAAACAGACGGCAGAGGGCAGUAUAAGCUAACCACAAACAGUUUACCCAGAAAAUAGCAACUCAUGAGUAAGUUCACAUUUCAGAUGUUUUACUUCAUUUUUAUUUAUUACAUCUGAUUAAUGUUUGAUCAAACAUCUCAUAUUUAGCUAUAUAACUGCAUUAUGCUUCCCAUGAGUCCCUGGUGAAUAGCAAACACCUUAAUUAUUUUUGUAUUUGUGUUUUCUCAGUGUCACCAGACACAUACUAACUACUGAAUGGAGUGGAUGAACUAAUGGAAAAUGGAAGAUUAUUCAAUAAUGUCCCAAAGGCCUCUUUUAAAAGUCAUCACAGUUCUAAAGGAUUAACUGAAUUGCCUUUGAAUUUUCAAGUUCUCUCAAUUCUGUGAAGUUUUUAAACUUGAAGGAAAUUAAAACACAAUUAUAUCAGUC
Molecule: messenger RNA, 3035 nt
Organism: Dipodomys spectabilis (banner-tailed kangaroo rat)
Lineage: Eukaryota; Metazoa; Chordata; Mammalia; Rodentia; Heteromyidae
Gene: Cox15
Product: cytochrome c oxidase assembly protein COX15 homolog
Exons: 9
Coding region: 80-1321 (413 amino acids)
Biological process (GO): heme A biosynthetic process
Cellular component (GO): mitochondrial inner membrane
Molecular function (GO): oxidoreductase activity, acting on NAD(P)H, heme protein as acceptor
Source: RefSeq, a predicted model, not a curated record